Molecule: messenger RNA, 1083 nt
Organism: Pelmatolapia mariae (spotted tilapia)
Lineage: Eukaryota; Metazoa; Chordata; Actinopteri; Cichliformes; Cichlidae
Product: glucose-6-phosphatase 2-like
Exons: 5
Coding region: 7-1083 (358 amino acids)
Biological process (GO): gluconeogenesis; glucose 6-phosphate metabolic process
Cellular component (GO): membrane
Molecular function (GO): glucose-6-phosphatase activity
Source: RefSeq, a predicted model, not a curated record
AACCACAUGGAUUUUGUCUACAGCUUUGGUGUGCAGGUUAUACAGUACCUGCAGAACAACUACUGGCAAUACCAUGACUUCAUUGAUUUUGUGUCAGUAGUGGGUGACCCUCGUAAUAUUUUCUCUGUUUAUUUCCCUCUCUGGUUCCAUCUCAGUCACAAUGUUGGCACCAAGAUGAUUUGGGUGGCUGUCAUUGGAGACUGGUUCAACCUUAUUUUUAAAUGGAUUUUAUUUGGUCACCGACCUUACUGGUGGGUGCAAGAAACACCCUUCUACCACAAUGAUUCAAAACCACAUUUGGACCAGUUUCAUAUAACUUGUGAAACAGGGCCAGGCAGUCCAUCUGGUCACGCCAUGGGCUCAUCAUGCGUGUGGUAUGUGAUGAUCACUUCUGCUUUAAAUUUUGCUCGGCCCUCCCGUGCCUCAUCUGUACGCAGCUUUCAAAGGUUUUGUCUUCUGAGGUCCUUUUUGUGGAUGACUUUCUGGGUCAUUCAGAUAAGUGUUUGCAUCUCCAGGGUUUUUAUUGCAACACACUUUCCACAUCAAGUUAUCCUCGGUGUUUUCACUGGCAUGCUGAUUGCUGAGGCCUUUGAUCACAUCCCCUCAGUCUACAAUGCAAGCUUGAAAGUUUACCUCCAAACCAACAUUUUUCUUUUCUCUUUCGCUGUUUGCUUUUAUCUGCUCUUUAAACUGUUGGAUAUCGAUCCCAUGUGGUCAGUCAGCAAAGCCAAGAAGUGGUGCGCUAACCCAGACUGGAUCCAUCUCGACACGACGCCUUUUGCCGGUCUGGUUAGAAACCUGGGAGCCUUGUUUGGUCUGGGCCUGGCAGUGAACUCUGAGAUGUUCAUUCAGAGCUGCAAAGGGAAGAACGGCUGCAAAAGUAUGUUUAAACUCAUGUGCGUGACUGCAACGCUCACAUUUCUGCAACUGUACAACUUUAUUAAAAUGCCCACUCACAAUGAGGCUCUGUUUUAUAUACUGUCGUUCUGUAAAAGUGCUUCAAUACCUCUCGGUGUGGUUGCUGUUAUUCCUUACUGUGUUAAUUUGCUUAUCAGAGAGCAUGAAGAGAGGAAGCUAGCUUAG